Apis mellifera (honey bee) is the source of this 1436-nucleotide messenger RNA. RefSeq names its product KICSTOR complex protein C12orf66 homolog. Gene Ontology annotation, cellular component: KICSTOR complex. The transcript is spliced from 9 exons. The record is from RefSeq and is a predicted model, not a curated record. Gene Ontology annotation, biological process: cellular response to amino acid starvation; negative regulation of TORC1 signaling; protein localization to lysosome. Lineage: Eukaryota; Metazoa; Arthropoda; Insecta; Hymenoptera; Apidae. Bases 91 to 1377 code for a protein of 428 amino acids.
AUACAUUAAGAUUUUAUAACCUUUAAAAAUAUGAGUAAUGAAAAUAAAUAUAAGCAAUUUUGUUGUGAUUAUAAUAAAUAUAGAUAAAAAAUGGAUCAUGAAGAAGAAUUUCUUAAUACUUUCUUCGCUCAAGUUGCUCAAUUGUGUACUGAUAAAGCUAAAGAAUUAGUUGAAAAAGAACGUGGAUUAUGUCGUCAAACACAAAUGGGUCCAUGGGGAAUGUUACUUAUGCAUUUACCACAAAUAGCAGUAGCAGAACAUUCAUAUGCAGAUUUAGGUUUCCUUCAUACCAAAAAUAAAGGAUUUUUAAGGAAAGAUAAUUCAUUAAAAACGGUAUAUGAAUCUUUAAAAUCUGAUCUAAAAAGAGUAGAGGAAAUGACUAGAGGAACCAAUUCAAUUGGUGCAACAGUUGCUGAGGUUUCUAAUCAAUUAUGUCAAUAUAUUACUGCAAAAAUACAACUGAUAGAUUUUUAUGAAAAAAUGUACAAUAUGAGUAUCAAUAGUAAAAGUAUGAAAUAUCAAGAAUUAUUACAAUGUAUAGAAGGAAUAGUAGAAAUUCAUUCUUUAUCUUGCUCACAUUUAGCAUUAACUGCUAUUAAAACAAGCUUAACUUUAGAAUGUGAAAUAUUAGUACAAUUGACAAAAACACAAGUUGAACUUCAACAUUGGAGAUUUUUAUCAACAUUAAUGGCUCUUUAUGGUGCACAGACACGAAUGUCAGCUUGGGAAAGAACUUUACAAAGUAAAGAGUCAUGGAAAUUAGGUUUCAGUGCUUCAUUUUUGAAAGCAAAUCAACAACCAGCAUUAUAUCAAUGGUUAGUGAAACUACGUAGUAGCAUAUUAGCUAAAUACUCUUUAUAUUUUCAUACUACUUUAAGUCAGCAGGCUAGUCCAGGAGAAAUGAGAAGUAUUAUGAGCAAGCAAAAUGUGGAUUAUUAUCAUAAAAUACAAAGUUUCCAACGUAAACAUGAUGUCUUAGCAGUAUUAAUAAUAUUUGACUCCAGAGGAGUAGAAGAUGCAGGUCCAGGUUAUAGACAUCCUUGUAGAGAACCAAACACAUCUGAACAAUUUCCUGUUAUUCUUAGUUAUCCCAGUGUAUUUAUACAAAAGCCAUCAAUUCAUUUAGAUAAUAUACAAAAACGAAUUAAAGAACGACAUACAGAACUUCUUGCCAUGGAUAAAAUUAUAUAUUGUAAAAAUGUAAAAGAUAUGUGUAUAUAUGCUAUGUAUAAUACUGAUCCUAAAAUGACUUUGGUUACUGUAUUUGAAAGUGGUAAACAAAAAGAUAAAGAAGCUCAUAUAGCAUCAUUUAUGACAGAUUUAUGUGUACACAUUAGAUGCAAUAAAAUAUAUGAAUCGUUGAAAUUAUCAAAAUAAGAAAUUAAAUAAAUAUAUGUAAAAAUGUUAAAAUAUUGCCAAAGAUUAUAGUGAAAAAG